Lasiosphaeria miniovina is the source of this 607-nucleotide messenger RNA. RefSeq lists its product as uncharacterized. The transcript has a single exon. The coding region runs from base 372 to 581 and encodes 69 amino acids. The record is from RefSeq and is a predicted model, not a curated record. NCBI's taxonomy places the organism in Eukaryota, Fungi, Ascomycota, Sordariomycetes, Sordariales, Lasiosphaeriaceae.
UACGGCGGAAACCCGUCCACUGCUUAGGGUGACUGCCGCAUUUGGCAGUCAGGCAUCGCCGAAUUUGGCGGGGUCUGCAUAGGCCGCAAAAAUUGACGCCUCAGGCAGCAUCUACAAUCGCCGUCACCGCCUUCCUAAAAUGGACAGCUCACUCACUCACCGCCUACCCAUUUCGUCUGGCAGUCCCUUGCAGCUCCCAAGCUCCCACUCCCAUCAUCUCUAAUUCCACGGAGCACAUCGCACCCAGCCGCCUCGUCCGCCUGCCCCCUUCAUAGGACCUAAUUUGCCGCUCCGUCUACUACAACAGCUACUUGCAGUCUGUUUUCGAGGAGCCUGUCACGUUCCCAUCGGCAUCGCGGAACGAGCUCGAGAUGCCCGACGAGAACAGCGAGGAUGCUGACGCUACCAAGAAGCCCCCGGCCCAGACGCGCCCCUGGCUGCCGCGGUACGCAGGGAGACAGGUAGCACACGCCAGCUACGGUCCGUAUCCUGGAUCAGGCGGCAUGCUGGCAUCUGGCUCGCCGACGUAUAGGCAGGUGGCUACGACCGCCGCACUCGCUGGUCUGGGAUGUGGCCCUUGAUGUAUUUAAGUCUCGCGUCCCGGCGC